Wyeomyia smithii (pitcher-plant mosquito) is the source of this 6018-nucleotide messenger RNA. RefSeq names its product LIM domain-binding protein 2 (gene Chi). Gene Ontology annotation, cellular component: transcription regulator complex; nucleus. Gene Ontology annotation, biological process: nervous system development; negative regulation of transcription by RNA polymerase II; positive regulation of transcription by RNA polymerase II. The coding region runs from base 1771 to 3666 and encodes 631 amino acids. The transcript has 11 exons. Lineage: Eukaryota; Metazoa; Arthropoda; Insecta; Diptera; Culicidae. The record is from RefSeq and is a predicted model, not a curated record. Gene Ontology annotation, molecular function: LIM domain binding.
UCUCGCCGUUCGACAGCAGUGCUGAUGUGAUGAUCCUUCCUUCGUAUAAUAUAUUUUAAAAUGGCCGUCCGCCAUGGUCACGACGGAUAGCGAACGAUAGUGUGUUUUGCGGAGUGUAUUCGUGAAAAAAGAGUGUCUGACGGCGUCUGCAGCUCAUUCCGCGAGUGUGACGUGCUAAAUUUACUAUAAAUGCAGAAGAAUAGUCGUGUUGUAUAACGAGAGUGACGAAAAUUCGAUCAGGAAAAUCGGCCGGAAGGUUGGACCAUUUUUUUUUUACUAAGGAAAGACUGAAAAGCCUCGUCGACGGACGCGAAAAAACUUCCCGGGAGCGUUUUUUCGAUUCUUUCGUUUCUCUUCCCUCGGUUUGGAGCUUUCCCUUUCUCACUCCCUAUCGCGGGCGCGCUCUGGUUGUGUGUGGUGAGCUGUCUGAUUUUUUUUUGUUUUCUUCUUGUGGAUGUGUUUGUUAAAUGGUGGUGUUCUAUUGCGUAGAAACAGCAGAUGAAAAAAGUAAUCAGUAAAUAAACUUAUGAACAUCUCUUUCGGAAACCAGCAACACGGUUUUUAUAGUUCAGAAAAAAACUGCAAAAGCAGCGCUCGUCGGUGUACCCAUCAAGUGUUCUCGAUCAAAAAUGCUACGUGGAUGUUUGUAUAUGUUUUAUUCGAGAAAACAUUCGUAGGGGCUACACUGGAUAAGAUCCUCGUCGGUGUAUUUUUAUUGGCUGCCCCGCGUCGUCGUGGAUGUCUCCAUCAUUACGUUAAUAAAUAUUGAAGUGUACUGAAUGUAAUGUCAAUGCGCCGUUUAUAAAGAAAUAUGAGCAAAGUGAUAAAAGCAAACAAGAACAGGAACAAGUUGGAAGGGCGAUCAUCGUUUUCAGUGCUCCUUUCGAAAAACACACAAACACAUGGCUAAGCCAAGUGAGGGCAGAAAACCAAUCUACAAUAUCACUGAAUCGUUCAGGUGGAAAAGUUACUUAUUCGCGAUUAAUAGUGCCGUCUAAUGGGUGGGCAAUAUGAAAUAUGUUAAUUUUUGCGGCCAACAAGCUCGAAGUCAAGUGCUGAAGCAUUGCUGUAGUAAAAGUUGGAGGACGACAGUUAAAGUGUUUUUUCUUCCAAACAAACUCAUAAGAAUCAAUGAAUUGUGAAUAAGAUUCAGAAAGUGCAAUAAUGUUUCUGGCAGAUUCAAAGUUGAGCCUAACCGAAACAUACAAGACAAACGUUGGCUUGUGAAGUGCGAUAGAAAGUGUGUUUAAACUAAACGUCGAGUUAUUUUUUUGACAGAAAACUAGCAUCCCGCAAUUUGGAGUACAGAAGUGAUGAAAAACAGAUUAACGCAGGUGUUGAACGAGAGAGAAAAUCGAGAUCUUUAAGUGUUCACAGCUUCCGUUUCCUAAUUUCUUGUGUUUGUCGAAGUUGUACAGUUAAUUAGAGUAGUAAGAUGAACCGGAAUCCGGUGAGACUGGAGUGUUCCUUUCGCUAUAAUAUCAACUAUCGUUACUACUGCUGGUGCUACUACUACUCAAGCCGUGUAUGCGGUGGCUCGUCUUCGUCAGCUUGCCAUUCAAGGAAAAAUCCCGUCUCGUAGUCACUGGUUGUAGGAUACAUCAUUCCUACCGAUUAUUGCUGCUUCAUAACCACGCAACCGUCACAAAAGACACUGUAACUGUAUAGAUAGAAAAAAGCAGGAAAAUCCUUAAAAAAGACGCAAAGCGAAACUUUGUGCACUUUGUAACAUCCGAAAAGAUUUCGCCUCUACGUUAUCCCAUUUAGAAUAUGUUAGGUAUAAGUCGACGAGGAGUGAAUGCUGGACCGCCCCUGAGCUUGCCAUCUACACUGGAGGACUCUACGAAUAACUGGAAAGGUACACCUUCGGGGCCCGCUGAUCCAUCGCAGCAACCCGGUGGACCAGGAGCUGGUGGUCCAGGUGGAGGCGGUGGUCCUGGAGGUGGUGGAGGUCCUGGUGGUCCUGGUGGUGGCGGUGUGAACAGCUUCGGUGGCCCAGGAGGCGGAAACAAUUUCGGCGGGCCGGUGUUUCCUGCUGCCGGUCAAGGUUCUCCUGCGGGAGGAUCCGGUGCCAAUAGUUAUCAAAACGUCCCUCCCGGGACUGGCUCAAAUACCCCGCAGUAUACGGCGUCACCGGCUCCAUCGGGAUCCAGUACGCCAGGUCCAGGGCCGCCACAAAACGUAGGCUCUGGAUUUCCACCACCAAACGCAGGAGCUGGCGGACCCGCCCCUUACAAUGGACCCGGUGGAGGACCUGUUGCAGGAGGUCCAUUCGGUUCACCUUCUGCUAACGGUCCUCAGUUUGGUCGACCUGGUAGUUCUGGGUCAGCAUUUGGUAGCGGGCCACAUUUUACGUCGCCUGGUGGUCCCGGAAGCUUUGGUGGGCCGCAAUUUGGUAUACCUCCCGGGUCACCAUUUGGUCAUGGGCCCAACGGUCCCAACAUGGGCGGACCGAUGAAUCAAGGACAUAUGAUGAGUGGUCCGCAGCCAGUUGAUCGAAUGGAUCAAAGUCAAUUGAACGUUCCCAGAAGGCAUGCAUACGUUGGACAACCUGACUAUAGAAUAUAUGAAUUAAAUAAGCGAUUACAGCAAAGAACUGAAGAAAGUGAUAAUAUUUGGUGGGACGCGUUCGCAACUGAAUUCUUCGAAGACGAUGCAACCCUAACGCUAACAUUUUGCUUGGAAGAUGGACCAAAAAGAUAUACUAUAGGACGCACACUAAUUCCUCGUUAUUUUCGAAGUAUUUUCGAAGGCGGUGUAACCGAAUUGUACUUUAACCUGAGACACUCAAAAGAGUCGUUUCAUACCACCUCCAUCACAAUUGACUGCGAUCAAUGCACGAUGGAAACGCUGCAUGGGAAGCCCAUGUACACCAAGUGUUUGCAGGUAUUCACUGAGGGUCGGCUAAUACUGGAAUUCACCUUCGAUGACCUGAUGCGAAUAAAGUCAUGGCACUUUGCGGUACGGGCUCACCGGGAGCUUAUACCUCGUUCAGUGGUUGCGAUGCACACUCAGCAGCCUGAUCCAUCCAUGCUGGAACAACUGACGAAAAAUAUCACCAGACAAGGAAUUACCAACUCGACACUAAACUAUCUGCGCCUGUGUGUGAUAUUAGAACCGAUGCAGGAAUUAAUGUCCAGACAUAAAGCGUACUCGCUCAGUCCGCGAGAUUGUUUGAAGACGACACUAUUUCAGAAGUGGCAGCGAAUGGUAGCACCACCCGCGUUAAAAGCGUCUUACUCCAUUUCAGAUGCGCAACGUCCAGCCAAUAAACGGAGGAAACGCAAGGGCUCGAGCUCCGGAGCAGGGGCGGGUAAUGCCGGUCCGCCAGUGCCGAGCAAGAAACGAUCGCCCGGGCCGAAUUUCUCGCUGGCGUCUCAGGACGUGAUGGUCGUGGGUGAGCCUUCAUUGAUGGGCGGAGAAUUUGGCGAGGAAGAUGAACGGAUGAUUACCAGGUUGGAAAAUACACAAUACGAUGCAGCAAACUCACUGGAGCAUGAAGGUCAUAACGCUUUCGGCGGUCAUAACGAUUCUCCAAUGACAGGUGGGGGCCCCGGUGGUCCCAACUCCUGGCAGGUGGAUCGAGGUGGUGGUCCUGGACAGCCCAACAACAGUGGACCGGCCAGUCAGGAAUCGGACAAGAAGAGUCCUUCGGUGUCCCAGUGACAAUUGUAAUACUAUAGGGUGAAAGAGGAAAACCAGUAAAUCCGAUCCGGCUUGUGGCGGAUCAUUUGUCCGUUUUCGACGAUGGUGUAGCACCCUAUAACUAUCUGAAAGAAGAAAAUUCAAUGUAAGGUUUUUGAGAAAAAACUCGAACGAACAACAAACGUGUCAUCAGUACACAACAGACCCAAACUUAGACGGAACAUAUACCAGCACAGAGGCGGUGGUUGGCUUGUUGGAGUAAGCUAAGCGAGGAUCCGGUAUCCGGAUCCUUAGGAGCCUCAUUCGACGAUUACCAAACACUGCCUCAGUAAUAUGUGUAAAUCCCGUAGCCAGCCUGCGGUUGCGUACAAGAUUUCUUAGUGUUUAAUUACGAUCAAGAGCACUGAAUACUUAAAGCAAGAUUUGGAUCGUAGACAAGUGGUGUGGGCAUUGAGCUUUAAUAAACGGAAAAGAAUUUUUCACAUUCUUCACUUGCAAGCUAAACGAAAAAACACUUUACGGUGAAUUCUGACACCUGUACUCUGAAUGCCAAAUUGAAUCAAUUACGGGUUCAUUCGUGAUCUCAUUUGCUUCUAAAUGUGUAUCGGAAAGUCACUAAGCCAUCUCGUACCAACGUGUCCGCUCAUUUGGUUUCUUGGAGUAUGGAUGGCUGAAGUAGUCAGUUAUGUCUACGAUAUUCUAUUCAAAAUUGAUUAAUUUUCAUUAUUGAUCCGCAACGUCAUUCUAUAGACUGUGUAGCCAAAUGUUGUAAAAUUUUUGCGCAACACAGUGGAACUAAAUUCUAUUUCUCUGUGAAACUAAAAUCCAGAAAACAUCUCGUAAAAAUAAAACUUUGCUACAUGAUGUUCUUACAUUAUUUCAAAAACAAAUUUCAGUCCUAAUUAUAAUCAACCAUGCGGGAUGGAAGUAUACCUGUUCGAAAUCUUUACUAUACAGACGUAAUUUAUUUUAAAGUGAUCAGUGGACUUUUAUCACUUGUUUUAAAUUUAAUCUUUCCAAAUUCUAUAGCUCAAACGGGAAGAGUAACAUAGUGCUAUCCUGUAAUAAUGAAAAUUGCAGAUGUUGAAAAAUUCUUUCCGCGCGAAAGCAGCCUGCCCCAGCAGCUUUAAAUUAGGACACUAAAAGUCAGGCAAAUGGAAUUAGAGUAGUCAGUAUGAGAAACCAGGCUUUAGAGAGCAGAAUUUUGAUUCGGAACCAUAUAACACAUUGAAAGAAUAAAAAGAGAGAAACAAAAAACAAGAAGCACGGAAAUGCCCGUGCUUAGUGCGGAGGAAUUUUCGGGCGGAAUUUUUGCAAUAUAUAGAUAUCCUGUUUUUCGGAGAAAAACACGUUCAGUUUUGAUUAGAAAACGGAACCGGGUCGUAUCAAUAUACGCAAUGGCAACGCGAAGUUAAUCAGAAUGGAAACCAAUAAACAAAACACUGGAAAAUAAGUAAAAAUAAUACAACGACAGAGCUUUUUUUCGUAAAAUAAAGCUACAUGUCGAUUUAGAGCGAAAGGGAAAAAAGCGACCCGUGUGCUAGUGUAAAUGAUGAAACCAAUCCUUAAGCUUAGAUGUAUAUGAUAGUCGAGCGGUGUAAAUGUGGGGAUUCACUAUUUUUCGUUUCUGUUCGUUUUCCCUGGAAUCAUGGAAUGUCGAGUGAGAGUAUAUAUGGGAUAUCUUUCGGUAAAAAUAUGUUAGUUUUUAUUUUUCGAUUAUUAUUUAUUAAAAAUCAAAUUAACAAGUGACGGGAACGGUGAUUCUCCCAGGAAAAAGAAAACGUAUUCUUAGGAAAGACGGUUUUCUAGUUUAAAAAGCAUAAUUUACCGACAUGUGGGACAAAACACACCACACCAAAUUUGCUAGCCCAUUACUCAUCAAGAGAUGAUGUAUAAAAAUAAUUCACCUGAGAGGAGAAAACAUGAACGUUUGUAAAAAGAAACACAAUUCAAAAAACCAUUAUGCAUCUUUAAUCUAAUCAAAACACAUACACUGAAACUCUCACACAGGAAGCAAAAUGCGACAUGGAAUUUCGCGACGAAAAAAGCAUAACAUAAUACAAAUCAAUAGUAAAAUUAUCCUUGGAACGCAGACGCAGAAAAAUAGCACAGAAAUAUCGGAACGAAUGUUGAACCCGAAUGAAAGUGUAUCUGUAAAAUCUAGUAUUUUAAUGUAUUAAAAUAGGAAAAUUAAAAUAUUCUCUAAAGAAGCAAAGGUAAAUAUAAAUAAUUACGUUUUUGAAGCAGAAAAAAAGUAAAGCAAGACGGAAGGUAAAUUAUUUUAAUCAUGAAUCUCUUUUUAAAAAAUCCAUAAAAUCACGACAAAAAGAGGACAUCCGCGAGUAAAAUCCGAAUAAUAAUCCAAAAAAAAAA